AUGGCGGGACCCUUUCUGUUCAACUUUGCCGUCGAUGAAAUAAUGCGAAGAACAGUUGAGCAGUGUCCCGCCGAUGUCAUUUUAGUACCUUCCGCACAUCCCCUGGUGAAUCGCGAGUACGCCAACGAUGUUGUAAUGUUCGCUUCAAGCAGUGCGAAGUUGCAACAUGCCGUCAACCUCGUAUCGAAAUUAGCUGCAACCUACAGUUUGCGUCUCCGUCCUGAUCAAUGUAAGCAGAUGUGGGUCUCCGCAGGACUCUCAUCAGGAAUCAGCGUGAACGGACAACCAAUUGAACUCGUCAAUGAGUUCUGUUACCUGGGCUGUACGCAAAGAACACCGGCAGCUACGAGAGAGAUGUUCAGCAAAGAUGCACUAAGGUCACUUCUGCAUCUAACUCCUUAA
This is a messenger RNA of Necator americanus (New World hookworm), 402 nucleotides long. RefSeq lists its product as uncharacterized. The coding region runs from base 1 to 402 and encodes 133 amino acids. The record is from RefSeq and is a predicted model, not a curated record. NCBI's taxonomy places the organism in Eukaryota, Metazoa, Nematoda, Chromadorea, Rhabditida, Ancylostomatidae. The transcript has a single exon.